AUAAUGAAUGGAUCCAGUGUGGCCACUACAUCACCCAAUGUAAAAGCUAAAGAGGACCAGGGUAUAAAUGGGCAUGAUGAAAAAGAAAACCCAUUUGCAGAGUACAUGUGGAUGGAGAAUGAAGAGGAUUUCAACAGACAGGUUGAGGAGGAACUGCAGGAGCAAGACUUCUUGGACCGUUGCUUCCAGGAGAUGUUGGAUGAGGAAGAUCAGGACUGGUUUAUUCCAUCUCGAGACCUGCCUCAGGCCAUGGGACAGUUGCAACAACAAUUAAAUGGUCUUUCCGUCAGUGACAGUAAUGAUUCUGAGGAUAUUUUGAGCAAAAGUAACCUGAACCCAGAUGCCAAGGAGUUUAUUCCAGGAGUGAAAUACUGA
This is a messenger RNA of Chrysochloris asiatica (Cape golden mole), 375 nucleotides long. RefSeq names its product polyadenylate-binding protein-interacting protein 2B-like. The record is from RefSeq and is a predicted model, not a curated record. The coding region runs from base 4 to 375 and encodes 123 amino acids. Gene Ontology annotation, biological process: negative regulation of translational initiation. Lineage: Eukaryota; Metazoa; Chordata; Mammalia; Afrosoricida; Chrysochloridae. The transcript is spliced from 3 exons. Gene Ontology annotation, cellular component: cytoplasm. Gene Ontology annotation, molecular function: mRNA regulatory element binding translation repressor activity.